AUGGCCUCCUCAGGAAUAUACAAGCUGGAUAAUGGGAAGCCUUACCUGAACAACUGCUUUCCAGCCAAAAAUCUCCUUCGGAUGCCAGACGAAGGCCGAGGACACUGGUUAGUGGCUCGGAAAUGUAACCUCAAGAAGAAGCCCAAGAGUGUGUUUGAGGAACCAGCUGAGGGUCAGGAAAGCCAGAAGAAGGUUUCUUCUGAGGUCCGGGGGAAGAAAGGGUUUCAACAGGAAAACCAAGAGGGCAUUCCUGGACAUGUGCUGGACCGGGCUUUUCUGCUGAAGCACCAUUGUGUGAGGAAGCCAUCAGACCUGGUCAACAUUAAUGCUAAGGAAAAGGACUUCAAGCAUUUUCAUUCGGUGAUUUACAUCAAUGCCUCAGAAAACCUGCUUCCUCUAGAGGCAUUUCAUACAUUUCCAACCUUAAAGGAACUGGAGCUUGCAUUUAAUGGAAUCAAAACAGUCUAUGUGAAAUAUGGAGACUUUAAGUUCUUGGAAUUCCUGGACCUUUCCUUCAACAGCCUGACUGCAGAGGCCAUUUGUGAUCUGGGGAUUCUGCCACACCUCCGUGUCCUGCUCCUCACAGGCAAUGGGCUCACCUCCCUGCCACCCAAUUUGGCUGUCACAGAACAGGAAACAUCUGUAACGUCACUGACAAGCAGGAGGUACAUCCUGAGGUUCCCAGCGCUGGAGACACUGAUGCUGGAUGACAACAAGCUCUCCAGCCCCAAUUGCUUUGCCAGCCUGGCCGGGCUCAGAAGACUGAAGAAGUUAAGCCUGGACCAAAACAGGAUUUUCCGGAUCCCGUACCUACAGCAGUUUCAGCUCCGAGACGGGUCAGGGGACUGGGUUGGAGGCAGGGGGAGUCCCCAGAAAGAGCCCCAUUCCAUGAGACAGCCCAAGCCGUGGAUGUUUGAGGUCUCAGACGAGCAACCAGAUUAUACUGUACUGCCCAUGAAAAAGGAUGUUGACCGGACAGAGGUUGUGUUCUCAUCUUACCCUGGAUUUUCAACCUCAGAGGCAACCAAGGUAUGUGCACUUCCUCCCAUAUUCGAGAUUCUUCCUGUGAAGUCACUGAAGGCCAGGAACCAGACGCUGGCCCCGCCCUUUCCAGAGCUGAGGUACCUUAGCCUGGCCUACAACAAGAUCACAAAGGAAGAUGCCAUCCUGCCAGUAGCUCUUUUCCCGUCGCUCUGUGAGCUCAUCUUUCAUAACAAUCCUCUGGUGUCCCAUACACGAGGGGUCCCUCCACUGCUGAAAAGCUUCCUCCAGGAGCGGCUGGGGAUCCACUUGAUUAGCAAGAAGAUAGUAAAAGCCAAGCAUCAUAUUUUGAUGCCUCGGAAGGACUCGAGGAAGGUGAAAACCCAAGUCCCAAAGGUGCCAAAGCGGCCUCUGAUUCUCCAUCACCUCCCUGUGACCACAGUCCAGUCUCCCUCAGAGGAGAUCGCAGAGUCCGAGGCCCAGCCGACUAAAGAGCUCUCCGCUGCCGGAAGCAGUAUUCUGGAGUCACAGAUACCUAUCGAGGGCGUGGAGGGCCUUUCCCUGUCCCACCGGACCUUCGUGCCCCUGCCUCCCAUCUGCUCUGAUUCCACCGUAUACAGUGAAGAGACCAUGUCCCACCGCAGCAACAGACCUGGCCACCGCAGCCCGGAGCACCUGUCGGACGAGGACACCAGGAGCAUGGAGUCCAUAUUCUUGACCCAGGUGGGUGAGCUGCCUUCCUCCAUCCUCCAGAGGAAUGAUUCAUCCAUGAAGGAGGAAGAGCAAAGACCACCCCACACAGCUCCCAGAGAGGUAAAGAGGGCUUGGAGGAAGCUCCCGACUGCCUCCCUCCCCAGCAAGUACCAUGGCUACGAGGAGCUGCUGACAGCCAAGCCUGAUCCAGCCUUUAUUGAGCCAAAGGGCAUCCAGAAGAAUGCACAGGCCCUGCAGCGCAUGCUGAAGUGCCCCCUGCCGUGCUGCUCUUCCAAGCCCAGGCUGGGCGCGCUUCAGAAACACUCCGUUCCCAAGGAGAAACGGGCCCAGAGGAUGCCCGUUCCACCGCCACGGAAGACUCGAGCCCAGCUGCUGGAUGACCUCCUCGUCCGCAUGCGGGAUCCCCAGAACGUUACAGAGGCUCCACUAGGAGCUGUCCUGCACCAGCGGACUGAGCGGCGGCUGGUGAACCAGAAGCAAUACCUGGAGGCCAAGCGGCUGCUGAAGGAGUUCCAGGCCCGCUACCGGCAGCUGGUGCGCUGCUCACUGCGGACGGUGUUCAGGGCCACAGCGCCGCCCCCAGGCCGCCCAGCGCUGAGUGAGGGCCAGCCUAGGUUCGGCCGCUUCCUUGAGUUCAUGGAUGAGUUCUGCCAGGGGCCCAUGGCCAGCGACUCGAAAAGCUAAGGGCUGUGCACAGGGCCAUAUGCACUGCCCCGCCUGUGCCCAACACCCUCCCAGGGCUCCGUGCCCUGGACCGUGCCUUGGGGCCAGGUGGGCCAGGUGCAGGCCUCAGACCUCGGCUUGGCCUUGCCUGCUGGCCCACAGAGAGUGGGGAACUGGUCAGGACCUCCCCUCCCUAGGCUGGGCAGGACCCAGCACCUGGCCUGGCAGCAAUAAAGAGUAGGUGCAUAG
Odobenus rosmarus divergens (Pacific walrus) is the source of this 2607-nucleotide messenger RNA. RefSeq names its product X-ray radiation resistance associated 1 (gene XRRA1). Bases 1 to 2379 code for a protein of 792 amino acids. The transcript is spliced from 17 exons. Gene Ontology annotation, molecular function: protein binding. Gene Ontology annotation, cellular component: nucleus. The record is from RefSeq and is a predicted model, not a curated record. Lineage: Eukaryota; Metazoa; Chordata; Mammalia; Carnivora; Odobenidae.